This is a messenger RNA of Saccoglossus kowalevskii, 1720 nucleotides long. RefSeq names its product guanine nucleotide exchange protein smcr8a-like. Gene Ontology annotation, molecular function: GTPase activator activity. The record is from RefSeq and is a predicted model, not a curated record. Gene Ontology annotation, cellular component: guanyl-nucleotide exchange factor complex. NCBI's taxonomy places the organism in Eukaryota, Metazoa, Hemichordata, Enteropneusta, Harrimaniidae.
CAAGAUCCUCUGGCGGAUUGUAAAAAUAAGAAAGAAACGAAAGCUUCCGGACUAGUAGUUCAUCUUCGGCUAGAUUGAAAAUUGCAAAUAUACUUUGCACCCUUGGUAGCUUCUCAACGACAACUAGUUUAUAUAUUAAUCACAUAUUUCGAUAUGACGCGAUGGCUCUGACUGGUGACGUGAGUUCACGGUGAGGUCAUUAUUUUAUAAUCGCACAGCUGAUCGAAGGAAGUGUCACUGUAAUGAUGUAAUCAAACCCAGUAUCUGACAAUUCAACGACAAUGUUGGCAGGUUACAGUGAAGUUGUAGCUUUUAAUCAAAAUAUUCAGGGAGAUGAAUUCUUUUAUGAAGAUGACUAUGCAUUCAUUGAUGAGGAUAUGGUUAAACUUCCCCCACAUUUACAACCACAUUUUAGUAUACCACAUCCAUGGAAGAACAAUGCAAGUUUUGAGGAAGAUUUCAUCCUUAUAUCCGAGUUUUCUGAACAGGAAGGACCAAAACCGCUGAUCAGUAUUCCAACAGAAGCUGGUGGAAAAUUUGAUAUCAACGCUUUUGCAGUUAAAGUCAUGGCAGUUGACUACCAGAUGGUAGGAAGCUGUUCCUUUUCUGUUGCUAUGGAUACACACAUUGUUAUUGAAGAUGAACUGGAAGGGGCAUUCGCAUAUGUUCAUCAUUUUACACUGUACGAUAUCUAUGCAAGGGGAUUUGUCAGACCAUUCUGUAUGGCUUACAUCACGCCAGAUAAAAAGAAAAUUAUGGAUAAUUUUGAAGAACUUUUGAGGAAAUUCAAGAAAGUUUCAACCUAUUUCAAAUAUGGCAAUAGAUUAUUAUUUGUAAAAGACUUAGAGCACCAUAUAUUGGAUUUACAUUAUACCAAAGAUAAAUUUUUGAAAUACAAAAAAGAUGAAAAUAAAAAAGAAGAAGAUGAUAUCAAUGAUUCAGAAAUAGGUUCCUCAACAGUUGCUGAAUAUUUUACAUAUACUACAGCAGAACAUAUUGACCAUAAUAUUAAAGAGAUUAGUAACAUUUACAACAUUGUCAAGCCACUAAUGACAAACAAGAAACUUGAAUCAAGAUUUAAAAGAUUAGAAGACAAAGCCAGGGAUACUAAAUCAUGUUGUCUACAUAGUGCCACUAGAAUUUCACUCAGGGAGGAUGGUUAUCAUAGCGAUGGACCAACAACACCAUCAACUCCUUCAAAACGAAACAGCAUCCCUGAAUGUUGUUGUGCUGUAGAUGCUAUCUAUCAACCUAAGCUAGUAAAAACUGACUCAACAAGACGAUUUGAUAAAGCUCUUCGUACUUUACAUGAAUUAUGUAACUGGGGUGCUAAGGAAGGACUCAAUAGGCUUAGAAAGAUUCAUAAGUGUCACAGUAGAGAUCCAAUCACAGUGAGGGUUGAAAGCCAGGAAUCAGAUUUAAUUGAUCCACCUUCUACUCUUCUCACCAUUGGUCGAAGUGUUGUUAUUAAUUUCUUACAUAAUAUUGACCUGAGUGGAUCUACUUCAUGCUGGCCUUUGUAUGAAGUAUGUAGAUCUAAACUACGUUGUAAUUCGUUGAAUGAAAGAAAGUGGUUUGCGGAACAGCAUGAGAAUAUUUCUUUAUGCAGUUCAGACACUGUAGAUUCUUACAUAUCUUACUCAGAGGAUGGUACUGAUAGAUUACCACAAUCUAGUUAUGAUGCUGCAUUUGUUUUGGGAUCAGCAUUUGUAUCGCUAGA